Molecule: messenger RNA, 4647 nt
Organism: Linepithema humile (Argentine ant)
Lineage: Eukaryota; Metazoa; Arthropoda; Insecta; Hymenoptera; Formicidae
Product: importin-4-like
Biological process (GO): protein import into nucleus
Cellular component (GO): nucleus; cytoplasm
Molecular function (GO): nuclear import signal receptor activity; small GTPase binding
Source: RefSeq, a predicted model, not a curated record
AGAGCUAUAUUGUCGGGGGCGUCUAUUUCAUGUCUGCUUGGAUUUUAAUAUCCUCCAGCAUACACAUUAGUAAAUGUGGAAGAAAGACAAACGUCCCCGUCUACUAUUGCCAUCCUUGGGCCGCAAACUGCACAUUGGUUUUUAUGGGAAAGGCUCACUCCAAUAUAAUAGCUCAAUGCUUCAAUAUACGUAUAGCAUAUUUGAGAAGUCGGAAAAAAAAAACUGUGAUACGAGACUAGUGAACAGAUAAAAGCUCUUUUCUGCAUCGAGUGCAGAAAGUGUAACACAUUGCAACUAGAAAGAACAGAGUAUCGUGUGCCAUCAGUGCCAUCACCAACAGGUCUGAACCAUGAUAUUCUGAGUGGAUCUGGAUGACGGCGUGGACAGCAACCGGGUUGGUUUUCGAGCGCGUGUGCUGUCAAGUGAAUUUUUAUCUUUCGGCCAAUAUAAAAAAUGGAGCAGUUACUGUUGAAUCUGCUCGUGUCCGACAGUGCCGUAAUACAGCAAGCAACUGCAGAUCUUAAAAGUGCUCUUAAAGAUCCAAACUCUGUACCAGCUUUAUGUCAACUUAUAGCAACAUCACCAAAUCCAGAGGUAAGGCAGUAUGCAGCUCUCAUUCUUAGAAGGCGUUAUACUAAAGGAUGGAACUGGACAAAAUUACCUCUACAGAUACGUAGCGAAUUUAAAAAGAAUAUUUUACAGGCCUUAGGAAAUGAAUCGACAAAGUCUGUUAGAAAUAGUAUAGUUCAAUUAGUAGGUGUCAUUAUUAAACAUGAGAUACUUACAAAUAGUUGGCCAGAAGUUAUAAAUUAUGUGGAACAAUUAGUUGUCAGUGAAAACUUGGAGCUUAAAGAAUUAGGUAUGUACACCUUAUCAAUUAUGACGGAAGUUUCACCAAAUGUCUAUGCCUCGUAUGCUGGAUCUUUAACGGUACUCCUUGCUCAAACGUUGAGCAGUCUUCAGGACUUCAGAAAUCCAACUUCUUAUUACAUUUUGAAAACGAUGAAAAAUCUUAUCCCUCUGAUUGAAAAGAAUGAAUCGAUGGUGAACACUUAUAUUAUAAUGAUGCCACCUGCAAUGGCCGCUAUUCAAGCUCUCGCUGAAUCAUGUCAUGAUAACCUGGCCAUCCAAAGUUUUGAGUUGCUGGACGAAUUGUGUGAGAGUGCGAAUGCUGUGAUAGCGCCUCACAUCAAACCUCUUGUCCACAUGUGCCUUGCGAUCGUCGCUAAUAAAUCUCUAAGUGACGACCUUAAAAUUAAGGCAGUCAGUUUUCUUGGCUGGUUAGGAAAAAUAAAGAAGAAGGCUCUUGUAAAGCACAAAUUAGUAGAACCUAUUAUUGACAUGUUAUUUGUACUCAUGAUUAAUCGGCCAGAAAAUGAUGCUGACGAUGAUUAUACGACUAACGGAGACAGCGGAGACAAUACUAUUUCAGCGAGUGCCACUCAAACCUUGGAUAUGCUCGCGAUGUAUUUGCCACCGGAGAAAUUAAUUCCACAUUUAUUACGACAUAUCGAACCCGGACUCCAAAGUACAGAUAUAUACACAAAGAAGGCAUCGUACGUAACAAUAGCCGUAUUAGCGGAAGGUUGCGCCGAGUAUAUACGUUCGAAUUACCUGGAAUUCUUCCUGCGAUGUAUCUGUCAAGGAAUCACAGAUCCUUCGGCCGUCGUGCGCAACGCCGCGCUUUUUGCCUUGGGACAGUUCUCCGAGCACUUACAACCAGAGAUUUCGAAAUACUCGUCCGAAUUGCUGCCAGUAUUGUUCGAAUAUCUCGGCCAAGUGUGUUCGUACAUCAAGCAAGAGAAAAAAGAGCCGCACGCGGUCAGCCGUAUGUUCUACGCCCUCGAGAUGUUCUGCGAGAACUUGCACUUGAGCAUUCUGCCAUAUUUGCCUAAGCUGAUGGAGAGAUUGUUCGACAUUUUGAAUGGGGAUACGCCGGUGCACGUGAAGGAACUCUCGCUGAGUGCUGUGGGUGCCGCCGCCUGUGCUAGCAAGGAGCACAUGCUACCGUACUUUCAAACUGUCAUCAACAUUCUCAAUGAUUAUCUGACCGCAGAAAUGACGGAAGAGAAUAUGUGUCUCAAGGUUCAAGCAGUUGAUACUCUUGGCGUGGUUGCUAGAUCGAUAGGGGAACAGCACUUCGCACCAUUGGCGAUCACGUCUCUCGAUCUUGGCAUAAGACUGUUGAAAAACACGGAAGAUCCAGACUUGCGGAAAUCGCUCUACGGUCUGUUCGCUGCCAUUAGCAGUGUAAUGAAGAAGGAGAUGGCCGCAGCUUUACCAGAGGUCGUCGAGUAUAUGCUGGCGAGUAUACGGAGUUCAGAUGGGAUUGUGAUGCAUUUAAAGGACGACGAUGAAGUUGGCGUUCUUACAGUUUACGAUGAUCUCAGUGAGAGCGAGAGUGAAGAAGAGGACAUUGAACACAGCGAUGAUGAAGACGACGAUAUCGAAGGUUACAGCGUUGAAAAUGCUUAUAUCGAAGAGAAAGAGGAAAGCGUGCUAGCUCUAAAAGAAAUCGCCGAAUACACAGAAGAGGCGUUCUUGCCGUACCUCGAAAGAUCCUUCGAAGAGAUUUUUAAAUUGAUGAAUUAUCCUCAAGAAGAUAUACGCAAAGCGAGCAUAGAAGCUUUGCUACAAUUUUGCAUUAAUUUCUCGAAAAUCCACACCGACGAAGGUAGAAAGGCAUUGUUGAAUGCUCUUUUCAUGUUUGUUCCGAAAUUGUCAGAGCUAAUAAGAUUAGACGAGGAACCAACGGUCGCUAUUUCCGGUUUAGAGGCGUAUGAAGAGCUGUUAAGAAAAAUCAAAAAGGAUGUUGUCGCUGAAGCGGGCCAUACAGAAGGCAUAAUAAACUCUGUUUACGAUGUAUUAAAUGGCAAGAUAGCAUGUCAAGACCAGGAUGAAGGUGAUAACAUUGAAGCGGAACAGGAUGAAUUACUGAUAGACUGCGCGGGAUCUGUGUUAUCUAAGCUUGGACAAGUAAUUUCGCCGGACGCCUUUGCACUCUGCUUUCAGAAAGUGUUGCCCCUGCUUCUAAAGAGACUGAAAAAGGGCAGUUCCGAGGGACAACGGUCUUUCGCAGUUGGUACGAUUGCAGAGUGCUUCCCCGGGCUUAAACAUAUGACAGUAGCAUUUGUGCCACAAUUGCUUCCGACUUUCCUGCAGUGCGGGACUCAAGAUUCCUGUAGUGAAGUCCGUAGCAAUUGCUUCUUCGGAAUCGGAGAGCUCGCAUUUUACGCAAAGGAUGCAGCUUAUCCACAUUAUCCACAGAUACUGCAAACCCUGUCGUGUGCCAUUGCAAAAGAAACAGAUUCGGCUGCGCGUGAUAAUGUGGUCGGAGCGAUUGCCCGACUUAUUAUCACGAAUUAUUCAAAUCUGCCGCUCGAGCAAGUAUUCCCAGUUUAUGUUCAACAAUUACCUCUGAAAACAGACUACCAGGAGCACAAAGCAGUGUUUAAGAGUAUUCUUACGCUAUAUCAAGCCGGAGUCGCUAUCUUGCGACCCCAUAUUCGUACGUUGUUGAAAGUGGCGGUUAUCAUAUUACACGAAGAUAAGACCACCGACGAUGAAUCGCGAAAUCUCGUCAUGGAAUUCAUCAGGUCUGCUCAGCGAGACUUUGUUGAUGAUUGGAAUGCGCUUUGUACCGAGCUACCUCUAGAAGUUGCCACAAACAUUCAACGCAUAUUUUCUUAAUUCAAACAAUUAAGUAGUUUUGCAGUUUAUGCCAUUUUAUCAUAUUUGAACAUUUAAAAUAUAGCUAAUAUCUAUUUGUUGAAUUAUAUAAACAUCAAGUCGCAUUGGACUUUAUCUCAAUAUCAGAUUUUCUAGUUUUUUUUUGUGCAUUUUGGAUCUUACUGCAAACUAAUAAAAGAAAACAUACGAAACAUAACAUAUAAAGCAAAAGUAAUAAGUGAUCGAUUUAAUAUAUAUUUCUAUGACACUUUAUAGAAUAGAUAAACACUUUUUCUUCUUUUUUUUUUGUUACUUUUUUGUUUACUAAACGUCUUUACUUUUACAGAAAAUGAAUAUUUACUUACGUUAUGACUUUAUAAAAAGCUUUCGCUUAUUCAUGAUUUUUAUUUUGUAAGUGGAAAAUUUAUAUUGUCUUGCGAUUAAAUAAGUAAAUCGUUAUUUUUAUGAUUAUCUAACAAGACAACUUUUAAUCAAUUUUGUCCUACUUCAACUAUAAAAAUAGGUAAAAUACAAAUAUUAUAUAUAUGGUAAAACAAAAGUCCAAAAUCAGAUUUUAAAAUAUCUAUGAUUGAACUUAGGAGUCAGGGAAUCUUAUGAUUCUUUUUCGGUCAUUAGAUUUGUUAGAUCUUUGAUAAUAGAAUUAUUGAAGCUGUAUAGAUUAGAAUUUUUGCCUUCCAAUGCUGUAUAAAUGAAAAAUCAUCUGGAUGCACAAAAAUGAUGCAAAUGUUUAAAAAUACUUGUAAUAAUUUAUGAAAAACUAAACUCUGUCUAAUCGAAAAUUGGAAGGACAUAUACUUUGAUAAAGCGUACGCAUUGAUACAAUCGUUACCAAUAAGCGGAUUGCAUCUGUCAUUUCUGUUUGUAACCAAAAAUAUGCAUGUUUGCAAAAUACGCGUAGUUAGUAUAUAAACAUCGAAAAUGUAUUACAUGAUAAAUAAAAGUACGACAUGCUUUUUA